CUCCUCCCCUCCCCGGCCUGCUCCUCGGCCGGGGCCGAAAUCGACCUUGUGAGUCCCUCGCGGGCGAACCAGGCCACAACAGAUAGUAGGUGGGUGGUGUCCCAAGGUGCAACUCACCGCCGCGCUGGCUCAGCGUGGCGGUGAGGAUGCACAGACGGUGGUGUAUGUGGACCUUGUCCCCGCGGCAGCAAUGCAAAGCGGCAAACUGCACCUGGUAACCACCCACUGAAAUGCACCGUCGCGGAAAACGUGGCCCACGAAGCUGGAGGAGCAGAGAGAUUCGUAAAAACCACGCGAGUAAGCACCGUUCGCGGGAGAAGGGAGAUAACCGCGGGCGACGCGGGGGGGGAGUGCUGCACCCUCCUCGUCCAAACACCACAGGCAAGCACCGAGCCCUGCAAAGAUGGAUCGAUGCGAAGAAACUCGCCGCUCGGAUUAAACGGAAGAAAACACCCC
Molecule: messenger RNA, 456 nt
Organism: Ectocarpus sp. CCAP 1310/34
Lineage: Eukaryota; Phaeophyceae; Ectocarpales; Ectocarpaceae
Source: the annotation of a GenBank genome assembly